Molecule: messenger RNA, 1086 nt
Organism: Lolium perenne
Lineage: Eukaryota; Viridiplantae; Streptophyta; Magnoliopsida; Poales; Poaceae
Source: RefSeq, a predicted model, not a curated record
UCCUUUAGCUUCCGAAAGUCGAUUUGAACUCUAAGACAUGUUUAAUGUGCAUGAAAUUCUUUGUUUGGUGCAUCUACCAUCUUAACCCUGGAAUGCGUGUAGAAUUUGGUCUUUACUAGAUCCUUGUUUCUGCUUGUUAGUAAUGUCAGUCCGUGUAGAAUCUUGAUCUGUUAUUAUUUCAAAAAGAAAGCCGUCUUAAAGUCUUGGUCUGUGUAAGUCUUUUCUCGCUUUGUUUCUCUUUGGGACGUUUUUGUUUGUUCCCAAUGUGGUGAAUAAUCAACUCGUUCUAGUUGUUCAAGAUGUGUGAGACCAAUCUCAAGGCGAGCAACAUUUUUUAAUCUGUAUGUUGUUUUACUGGCUGUAUAUAUUGCGUCAUGGUCCUUGUUAUUCACAUGAAACAAUCUGGUACUGCCGCAUAGUACUUGUUUCCGGCAAGAUAUUUCUUUCUAUUUUGCAGCCUUGCAUCUCAGUGCCACAAGGUGUCGAUAGCUAUCCACGUGUCGAUUUGGACAAGGAGGACGACUUAAUGGCAGACAAGAUGGAACCAGUACUUAAUCCGGAGUACCCAGAGACAACUGAGACAUGUAUCGGUUCUUCUUCGUUUCUUAUAAGCAUCAGUUGUACAAUGCUGGUGCGGCUGAUGGACGAUGGAUGGCUAGCUGCUCGGCAUGAUCUUGGUCACUGCCUCACUGCAGCAGUAGCCUGCUGCUCCAGGAAGCCACCAGCAGAGGAUGGAUGGCAAGGCUCUUGCUUAUCCAAUGUAGACCAAAUGCGUCGCUGGUAAGCGAUGAUGAGGUGGUGUUACUCGAACCCUCCAGCAGAGGACGGAGGAGCUGGCUGGUCUGCAGCAUGGUGCACCCUUUUGUUGUUGCUGCAUGUUGACGACCUAUGAGGGGUCGAUUUGUGAGCGGAUGAUGAGUCGAGCGGUGGUGUUAUUAUUAUUAUUAUUAUUAUUAUUAUUAUUAUUAUUUUACUGUUUUUGAUGUCUGAUAGUGAAGUCAAGACGUCAUAUAGUUCCAUGGUCUUGCUGUCUAACGUGGAGCUAAAAAAAAGGGCAAAUGAAAUUGGAAAAUUUCAAGUUUCAAA